AUGAAUGACUUAGGCUUUUUGCAUUAUUUUUUGGGUAUUGAGGCUACUUUUGAUUCCACAGCUAAGAAGUUGUUACUCACUCAAAAUAAAUACUCUCUUGAACUUUUGAAGAAACAUGACAUGUUAGGAUGCAAACCUUGCAGGACUCCAGUUUCUCAAGGUCAUAGAGCUUCAAUCUGUGAUGGCACUCCAUUAUUUGAUGCUACUUCUUUUAGAAGUAUGGUGGGUGGGCUUCAGUAUUUAACACUUACUAGACUUGACAUUGGUUAUGAUGUUAACUAUGUCCGUCAAUUUUUACAGGAGAAUGAUUGGGCAGGUUGUCUGGAUACUCGAAGAUCUUCUUCUGGUUACUGUAUGUUUGUAGGUGACAGUCUUGCUUCCUGGUCAUCUAAAAAGAAAUUCACUAUUUCACGCUCUGAGGCAGAAUAUCGUGGUCUUGCUAAUGCAACAACAAAGAUAUUAUGGCUUUCAUAUUUGUUUGAAGAAAUCUCAGUUAAUCUUCAUCUGCCGUGCAGGACUGAGUCCUUCAUCUCUGAUCUCAUCUUUGUACAUUCAAUACAAUAUAACACUACACCAAAAAUGGAUUUUAGCAACUCAGAUUCGCAACAGCAGCUAAGCUUCGAAUUUUCUGUUUCUAAUUUCAGUUGA
Molecule: messenger RNA, 648 nt
Organism: Papaver somniferum (opium poppy)
Lineage: Eukaryota; Viridiplantae; Streptophyta; Magnoliopsida; Ranunculales; Papaveraceae
Exons: 3
Coding region: 1-648 (215 amino acids)
Source: RefSeq, a predicted model, not a curated record